Molecule: messenger RNA, 1162 nt
Organism: Argentina anserina (silverweed cinquefoil)
Lineage: Eukaryota; Viridiplantae; Streptophyta; Magnoliopsida; Rosales; Rosaceae
Product: E3 ubiquitin-protein ligase AIRP2
Exons: 5
Coding region: 226-948 (240 amino acids)
Biological process (GO): protein ubiquitination
Cellular component (GO): cytosol
Molecular function (GO): ubiquitin protein ligase activity
Source: RefSeq, a predicted model, not a curated record
CUCACACAGACACAGUGUUCCAUAUUCUCUCAUAGCUAACGCUUCAGCAGUUACAGCCCCAAAACCCCAUAAUAAAUUAUCACGUAUUCUCCUCCUUCUUCUUCGUUUGUAGUCUUUCAAUCUGAAACAGAGACGAGGUUUUGGGGUGAUGAUUUAUGAUUAGUUGUUUUUGAUGGGAGAGAUUAAUUGUUGCUUGAAACUGUGAUUGAGUUGGUGAGCCCGAACAUGCGCAAGUCUUUUAAGGAUUCGCUUAAGGCGCUUGAAGCUGAUAUUCAGUUUGCCAAUACUUUGGCGUCUGAUUAUCCAAGAGAAUAUGAUGGGGGUUGCCUUCAGAUGAGAUUAUCGUAUAGCCCCACCGCUCAAUUCUUUCUGUUUCUUAUUCAGUGGACUGGCUAUCACCUUGCCGGUGCCUUAGGAUUGCUUAGAAUUCUUAUAUACAGAGCGUAUGAGGAUGGGAAGACCACCAAGUCAAUUCAUGAAAGAAAAGCUAGUUUAAAAGAGUUCUACAGUGUGAUAUUUCCCUCAUUACUGCAACUUCAAAGGGGUCUGACUGAUGUAGAAGAGCGGAAACAGAGAGAAAUAUGUUCCAAGUACAAGAGAACAGAUGAGACAGACAAAGGAAAGCUAUCCGAAAUUGAGUUGGAGCGAGAAGAAGAAUGCGGUAUUUGCAUGGAGAUGAACAGCAAGGUCGUAUUGCCCAAAUGCAGUCACUCUUUGUGUAUGAAGUGCUACCAGAACUGGCGGACACGCUCUCAGUCCUGCCCCUUCUGCCGGGACAGCCUUAAAAGAGUCGACUCAUGUGAACUUUGGAUCUACACCAGCAACAAUGAAAUUGUUGACCUUACUACAAUCUCAAGGGAGAACUUGAAGAGACUAUGUAUCUACAUUGAGAAGCUGCCUCUCCUUGUUCCAAAUCAUGGGGUUGUUUCUUAUGACAAUUAUAGAUAAUGAUCUAUAUGAAUUGUUGUAGUCUUGUUAGAAGCAGGUCCUAUUUAAACAGGCUGGGAAACCUUUACCCAUAGUCAACUCCAGGCUGAUUGUAUAUGGCUCAUUCAAUUCAUUUGCACUCUGUGAAAGUUGUAAAUAGCAUCCUGUGUUGUUAGUCUGCUUCAGGCACAUUCAUUUGUAUAUAUAUGAACUACCCAACCGUUUAAUUGUGGUU